Messenger RNA from Xiphias gladius (swordfish), 2906 nucleotides. It is a transcript of the gene cdc42, whose product is annotated as cell division cycle 42. Gene Ontology annotation, biological process: small GTPase-mediated signal transduction; modification of synaptic structure. Gene Ontology annotation, molecular function: GTPase activity; GTP binding. The record is from RefSeq and is a predicted model, not a curated record. The coding region runs from base 167 to 742 and encodes 191 amino acids. Gene Ontology annotation, cellular component: dendritic spine. NCBI's taxonomy places the organism in Eukaryota, Metazoa, Chordata, Actinopteri, Istiophoriformes, Xiphiidae. The transcript has 6 exons.
GUAGUAAAAUUGAUUAACGUAAUUACGUAGUAUUUCCCUACGCAACGCAACGUGUCCCUGUUCUGUUGACUGGGAAGCCCCUAGCGCGGAGCUGCCAACGCCCGGCGUAAAGACACAAAUAGAGGAUACGAUCUUGAAUGAGUAGUGAAGACUGUAAAACACAGCUAUGCAGACCAUCAAGUGUGUUGUAGUUGGGGACGGUGCUGUGGGUAAAACCUGCCUGCUCAUCUCUUACACCACAAACAAGUUUCCCUCUGAAUAUGUACCUACGGUGUUUGAUAACUAUGCUGUAACUGUAAUGAUUGGAGGCGAGCCCUACACUCUGGGCUUGUUUGAUACAGCAGGUCAGGAAGACUACGACAGGUUACGGCCUCUGAGUUAUCCUCAAACAGAUGUCUUCCUUGUCUGUUUCUCCGUUGUGUCCCCCUCUUCCUUUGAAAACGUUAAAGAAAAGUGGGUUCCAGAGAUCACCCAUCACUGUCCAAAGACCCCCUUCCUCCUAGUGGGGACUCAGAUUGACUUGCGGGAUGACCCAUCAACUAUAGAGAAGCUGGCCAAGAACAAGCAAAAGCCCAUCACUCCGGAGACAGCCGAAAAGCUGGCAAGAGACCUCAAGGCUGUGAAAUACGUGGAGUGCUCAGCCCUCACACAGCGAGGGCUGAAGAAUGUAUUUGACGAAGCUAUCCUAGCUGCCCUAGAGCCACCUGAGACGCAGAGAAAGAGGAAAUGCUGUAUAUUUUAAACUCUAUGUGCCACUUCUCUCAUCUCAUGUCUUCCUCCUCUGAUCGCCAUUAUUCUCUGCAUUUUUCAUUCCUUUACCCCAUCUCUCUCCUUUCCUCUCUACCCCUCACUCUGUCUCUUUACAUGUGCUGCUUUUUAAAUCUAGACCAGUCUCAAUCUCAGCCAUCCCACUAACCACUCCAUCAUUCUGAUACCGGUCUAACUCUCAAUACAAACUACUCUGUAUUGACAGUGCAUUCCAACUAAUCUCUGUCUUCUGGCCUGAUUCGCUCAAGGCCGUUUCUGCACUUCAACGACUUGUUGCCUUUUCUAACCUGUAACUGCUGACAACUGGUUAGGUGUGGUAACGUACUUUAUAUCUUAUUCACAGAGUGGUUUAUGUUUGCUUAGUUUUACAUCAUAAAUCUUGUAGGUCACCAGUGUAACAUUUUUAGUUUUCCCACUUUGACCCAGUGCUCAUUAAUGUGGCCCUUGGCCAACAGUAGAGCCAUAUUUUACAGAGGAUGUAGGAUGUAAUUUGGGAUGUAGCCAUUGUUUUAGUUAGUCUUUCCUCCCUGUCUUGGGGUCUAUUCCAGAAAGGAGGUUUAACAAACUCUGAGCCUAACCCUGGAUUCUGAGUUGAUGGGCCCUGAGAUGGGAAACUGAGUUAUUGGUUCCAGAACAGCUGAUCAGAGUCAGUUCAAUCAACUGAGUACGUUCACUCUGAGUUAAGCAGGUGCCAGGUUAAGCAAAAAAAAUGCCAUCAUCAGUGGAGCUCCGAUAAUGCCAUUCACCAUGGCAACAGGUGAAUAAAGAACAGAGCUUCCAUUUUAAUCCAGUUGAGCUAGAAGAUUAAUGUUUGGUAAUGCACACGUAUCUUUACAAAACAGCAGCAGUGAAAGAGCCUGAGAUGGAGGAAAGAGUCAAUAAGUGAACACUGUUACGUUUUAUUCAGCGUAGGCAACUAGACCACAUCAUUUUGCAGGCUUCAAUUUCCUUAAUGAAUGCUAAAGUGCUGAAAUCCUACUGUUUGUUAGAUUCAAUUUUUAAAUAUAUUCAUUCACUUGUAACGUGAUGACGACAAAGUGCUGGUGGUAGCUGAAGAUGAAAAUAUAGAUCAAACAGGUAGACACAACUUUAUAGAUCUAUGAUAUAAGCUCAUAGCCUGACCCAGUAACAGCCUCAUGACUUUGGUUGCAGUUGAAAAAGCAUUGAGCUUAAAACUGAGUGCAAAUUUUCGGAUGUCCAUUUUACAUUUAAAAAUCUUGCUCAGCAGCAUUUAAUGACUAUAUUUCAGACUGUAAUAAAUUUAAAUGUAGUGAUUGAAAUGCUGUCAAAAAAAGGUCAGACUGUAUGCAGCCUAUAUUCAAAAAGUCACUUUUUAAAAACCACAUCUAGUCCAGUUUUUAAAUGUUUGUCUUUUGAGCUGCACUACAAUCAUCUUCCCUCAGAAAUAUCACAUAAUAUACAGUCUGAUAUGAUAACUAUGGUAGGAAUGUCCCAUCAGGGCGACCAUUUACCAGUCACACCAUGAGAAAUGAUUAUUCAUAGAUCAGUGUCUAAAGCUUCACACAGAUUUUUGCAGCAGUUAUUGCACGGUAAGUGUUUCAGUGCAGGGGAAAUGAUUGACAACUUGACAGUUGGGGUAACACACUAAUGUUCAGUCGGGAUUUUAAUCUACUGCCAAGGUAAACUUAACACGCUCCAAUACGCACUUUGAUAACAACUGUAUGAAUGAGAAAAUGGAACUCGUGUUGACAGAAACUCGGGUUUUUCACUGAGUAAGUUACCAUGGUAACUGACUCCGAGUUAAAGUAAUUUCAGUUUCUGAAACAGAAAACCCGGAGUUUCCCUCAUCUCAGGGUUAACAAACUCAGUUUUUUAACUAAACCCACUCAGGGCCCUGUAGUAGUAUUUAAUGUGGGGAGGAUUUGGACUACAGUAAGGGCGGUGGAUUUACAUGGCACCACACUGAGAUUCAUCUCAACACUAAACAGAGCUUCCAUUUCUAAUGCUAAUGUAUUUUUUGUACUACCGUUGAUGUAUGAUAAAGCAGAACUUGGAAUCUGACUAUGGGUGAUAUACAAUACAUUCAGAAAAUAUUUAUACCCAUUCCCUUUUUUUACAUUUUGAUAUGUUGCAGCCUUAUGCUAAAAUUUUUUAGCUAAUUUUUUUCCCUCAUUAAU